ACGGCACACACACAUUCCGUACCGCGACGGUUUUUUAUUAAACAAAUUUCAAGUGUUUUUUAUUCGCAAAACCAAAUAGAAAAAAAAAAAAAAAAUAGAAGAAAUUUGUGACUGUGGAAACGAAAACAACAAAAGAAAAGAAAAUAAAACGCCAUUCGAAAACUCCAAAGAGCAAAAGUGUCGGCUGCCAAAAAAGAGAAAUAAAGCAAAGAAAUUAUCUUAGAAAAUACACACAAAAAUCUAUUAUGCAAAAAACACUUCAGAAAUAGAUACUAAAAAUCAAAAAUAAAAAAUUAAACAAAAAUACUUAGAGUAACAAGUGCAACAUGGUUUCCAAGAAAAUGUUCAAAAAAUCCUAAAAACUAAAACGUAUCUGCUGGAUAUCUACAGAAGAGAAACGAAAAGCAGCUGAGUAGAAAAAAAGAAACGUAUCCAAAACAAAAGUAUCUACAACUAGGACCAAAAGAGACUCAAACUAAAAAGAUACUAAAGAUAAUACCAUACGCGCAGACAACAUGCUGACCAUGGAAUCGGAUAUGAAGGGCAGCCUGCUGCAUGCCACAAUGCCGCCGCAUCACACCAGUGCCGCGCUGCACGGCCAUGCCGCCUCGCCCUACUCGGCGCUGGCGCCACUUAUGAAUCUCGGCCAGUCGCAUCUCACCCACUCGCAGCUGAGCCACCAUAACCAUCAUCACCAUCAUCACAUGAGCGCCCAUAUUGCGGCCAGCCAGAGCCCCAAUCCGCUCAGCUCGCUGCAGACCAGCAUGGCCAAUACCCUGAACGGUACCCAGGUGGGGCAGCAGCAGCAGCAACAGCAGCAGCAAAGCUCGCCGCUGCACAGCUCCAGCGAACUGAGUCCCACCCAAAGCAGCAUUGGUAGCCAUCACAUGACCUCGCCCGUGAGCCACCAGCAGCAACAGCAGCAUUCCCAGCAGCAGCAGCAGCCGCAUCCCACGCACAUGGCCGCCGGAUCCGCUUUGAGCAGCAUGACCGGUGGCGGUGGCAACAGCAGCAACAACAACAACAACAACAGCGCCACGGCCAACAAGAAUCAGGCGCACGCGGAUCGCGUGAAGCGGCCAAUGAAUGCGUUUAUGGUGUGGUCCCGCGGCCAGCGCCGGAAGAUGGCCUCCGACAAUCCAAAGAUGCACAAUUCGGAGAUCUCGAAGCGGCUGGGCGCCCAGUGGAAGGACCUGUCCGAGGCCGAGAAGCGGCCGUUCAUCGACGAGGCGAAGCGCCUGCGAGCGGUGCACAUGAAGGAGCAUCCGGACUACAAGUACCGGCCACGUCGCAAGACCAAAACCCUCACCAAGACCAAGGAGAAGUACCCGAUGGGCGGCCUGAUGCCCGGCCAGACGGUGGGUGGACCCGGCGGUGUGGCCGGCGAUCCCGUCACGCCCACCCGCGUCCAAAGUCAAUCGCAGAACCAGUCCGGCGCAUCGGCGGCAGCCGCAGCGGCGGCGGCGGCAACCGCACAACAGGCACGCCAGGAUAUGUACCAGAUGAAUGCGCCCAAUGGGUACAUGCCCAACGGCUACAUGAUGCACGCAGAUCCCGCCGGAGCGGCCGCCUACCAGAACUCGUACAUGGGCCAGCACUACGCGCAGCGCUACGACAUGGGCCACAUGUACAACAACGGGUAUGCGAUGUACGGCACGGUGUCCGGGGGCCAGACCUCGCCGUAUGGCGGCAGCCUCCAGCAGCCCGGCUCGCCGUCGCCCUACGGUUCGAGCAGCCACCAACAGCAACCCGCCUCGCCCCAGCCCUACGGCGGUGGAGGAGGCGGCGGCGGUCAGGUGUCCUCCUGCCAGAGCCACAGUCCCAGCGAUUCGAGCAUCAAAUCGGAGCCGGUGUCCCCCAGUCCCAGUGCCAUAGCGCUCAACAACAACAAUAACAACAACAACAAUCACAUCAUGAAGCGGGAGUAUGUGUCCGCCACAUCAGCGGCGGCAGCAGCCGCAGCAGCAGCAGCGGCAGCCGGUGCCGGUGGCGAGCUGAAUCAUCUGAUGAACAUGUACCAUCUGCCGGACGAGCAGCGCCACUUGCUGCACUACCAGACUGACUCGCCGGAUCUGCAGCAGCAGCACGCGGCGAUGCACCAGCACCAGGUACAUCAGGUGCACCAACAGGUCCAGCAACAACACCAGCAACAGCAGCAGCAGCAGCAGCAGCAGCAGCAGCAGCAGCAGCAACAGCAACAACAGCACCUGCAUCAGCAAUCCCUGCGAGCGAUGGCGCCGCUGGCACAUAUGUGAGAAAUGGCCAGCGCCUAUGGAGCAGCAGCCUCAACUGUGAGCGUUUCGCCGCCACCGCUGCCGCUGCCGCUGCCCCUGCCGCUGUCGAGUGUCUAUAUGCCGUCGGCGGCACAACAGCAGCAACAGCAACAGCAGCAGCAGCAACAGCAGCAGCAUCAACAGUUGCUGAACGGACGGCCCAGUCCCACUGCGUCCGGUUCUGGGUCGUCGGGUGGCCGCUCCUCGGCGCAUUCCAGUGGCCAUGCGGCCGCGCAUUCACCCGCCUUGGCGGCCGCUGCCAUUGCUGCCGCCGCCUAUCAGCUAUCCUCUGCCUCUGUCUCCGCCUCUGCCUCUGGUUCUGGCUCCUCCGUUUCCAUAACCGGAUCGGGUUCGGGUUCGGGAUCCUCCUCCUCCACCACCUCCUCGUCGGCAGCUGCCGCAGUGGCUGCUUCUGUGGCGGCGGCCGUAGCUGGUACCUCUGCUUCUCAUAUUUUCACGGCCGCCAGCAUGCUGGACAUGCACCAACAGCAGCAACAUCUGGAGGAGCAGCAGCACCAUCAUCAGCAUCUCCACUACCAGCAGCAGCAGCAACAGCAACAGCAACAGCAGCAACAACAUCAGCAGCAGCAGCAUUAUCAGCAGCAGCAGCAGCAGCAUCAGCUCUACCAUCACUAUCAUCAUCCUGGCCAUGAGGCGGCGGCA
Molecule: messenger RNA, 2936 nt
Organism: Drosophila obscura
Lineage: Eukaryota; Metazoa; Arthropoda; Insecta; Diptera; Drosophilidae
Gene: SoxN
Product: transcription factor SOX-1
Exons: 1
Coding region: 516-2255 (579 amino acids)
Biological process (GO): positive regulation of transcription by RNA polymerase II; cell differentiation; anatomical structure morphogenesis
Molecular function (GO): RNA polymerase II cis-regulatory region sequence-specific DNA binding; DNA-binding transcription factor activity, RNA polymerase II-specific
Source: RefSeq, a predicted model, not a curated record